AUGAAAUAUAAUAGAUUAAAUAGAAUCUGCAAUCCACCUCAUCUUGAUCAAUAUAAACAAAUUGCUGAUAAAGAAAGAAAAAAUAAUAUAAAAUACAAGCCUGUUUCAGCGAAAAAGCUACUUAAAAGAAACAUGGAGGAAGCUCAUGAAGAAAAUAUUAAUAUGUCGACGGUGGACAACUUUUGGAAUCACCGUUUAUCAGAUGAUCAACGAAAAGGGUUUGAAGCUUUAUCUAGAAAAAUCAAUGAAUAUAAUCUAGAUAUAGUAAAUGUAAGUGAAGAUUCUCGUGAUAAAAUGUACAGAAUUGGCAAUCCUCAAGAAAUUGAAAAUACUUUCGGAAUUGCAAUUUUUGGUGGGACGAACCAAUUCCAUGAACAGAAUGAUUUUGAAACUUAUGUUUUGACACCCUUUCCUUAA
Molecule: messenger RNA, 417 nt
Organism: Rhizophagus irregularis DAOM 181602=DAOM 197198
Lineage: Eukaryota; Fungi; Glomeromycota; Glomeromycetes; Glomerales; Glomeraceae
Source: RefSeq, a predicted model, not a curated record